Messenger RNA from Stegastes partitus (bicolor damselfish), 4105 nucleotides. RefSeq lists its product as uncharacterized. Bases 620 to 3523 code for a protein of 967 amino acids. Gene Ontology annotation, molecular function: GTP binding. NCBI's taxonomy places the organism in Eukaryota, Metazoa, Chordata, Actinopteri, Pomacentridae. The transcript has 9 exons. The record is from RefSeq and is a predicted model, not a curated record.
AGAGUACUAUUGUGAAAGUUUUUAUCCAAAUGAGACACAAGCAGAGUGACGUUCAUCGUUGCUUUAUUCUGUCUUGUAAACUUGUCAUGUUGGUCUGUAGCAUGCUGUCCUGCCUGACAGGGCAUGACAACAAAAUAUUUCGGCACAGUAAACCAGCUCUAAUCCUUAGCAACGAUAAACUCUGUAGGACAGACAUCAAUGAGUUCUGACACUUCAUGGGUGUGGAAAAUAAAACUAAGUCAGAAUGAUUCACAUGUGCUCCUGAUUAUACCUCCUCCACCCCAUUGUGGAAUGCUUAGCAGCCCACAGACAGAGAAACCUGUUGUGAACAAAAAAUACAGUUAUGUCUCCGUGUGUUCAAAGUUGGGAGUGGUAACUCAGGCACCUCCCUCACACCGCCAGUCUCACCUGAGCUGGCAGCUCUCUCGUAGUUGACUGGGAACCGACAUGCACUGACAUUGUCUGGAUCAGACACACCGUUCAGUGCCAGCUGAACAAACAGAGACCUUACAUGAAUGCAACUUCAAAGACCUCAAACUUUUGAGUGGAUGUGUUUUGUGACUGCAUAUCAGUCAGUAUAACGACAAGGCAGAAUGUAGCUCGACAGGACUAGCAAGCUAUGAGUGAACACUACAGAGAGAGCUACUAUGGGUCCUCACCCCCAGAUCUGAGGUUGAUUCUUUUGGGGAACAUUGGAUGUGGAAAGACGUCAUCAGCAGACACGAUCCUGGGCCAGCUAUCCGCAGUCACUCCUAAUGCCUCUAGGAGCUGCCAGCUACGACAGGGCUUCACUGAGAGCAGGAAUGUGACCCUGGUGGAAGCACCAAGAUGGUACUGGAAUGGUGGCAACAUGGAGGACAAUGUUAGAAAGGAGACAGAGCGGGCAAUGACUCUGGUAGCACCAGGUCCGCAUGCUAUUCUGCUGCUGGUACCUGUUAGCCAGUUCACAGAGAUGGAGGGGCGUGUCCCUGCAGAGUUGGCAGAGGUGUUUGGGGAGGAGGCACUGGAUCACACUCUGGUCCUGCUGACCUGUGGGGACUACUUGAUGGGCAGAACAGUGGAGGAAUACCUGCGAAAAGAACACCCAGGCCUGAGGCAGAUGAUCGAGUGUUGUGGGGGGAGGUACCAUGUCAUCAAUAAUCGUCAGCGGCAGGACAGGGAGCAGAUCCAGGAGCUGCUUAAUAAGGUGGACAACAUGGUGCAGAAAAACGGGGUUUACUACACAAAAGCAACCCAGGAGAGAGACCUGGAAAAACGGGUGAAAGAACGAAAACGAGAACUCAUGGAAAAUUAUAGAGCUCAAAAGGAGGAGAAAAGAAAGACUUUCAUAUCUACAAGCAUCCCAAACACAGAAACGCUCGAUAUGGACGAGGAGCACAUCAGCUACUUGGAGAGCAGGAGGAGAAGAGAUGAAAGAGAAGAAAUGGAGGGAAGAGUGAACGUCUCGAACGGGCUUUAUUCAACUCCAGCACUGGAGCAGCAGUCGUACUCGGAGUUGCGGGAUAGCAGGCAGACGAACAGGACGCCCAGUUUCAAACUGAAUGCAGAGGGAGCUAUACUCUCACAAAUUCACGAGGUUAAAUCAACUCCGAAAAAGAUCUCUACUUUUCACCACAGAAUCAACAGCUUUGAGGAGCGAUCACCUGAAGCAUCUCCUACUUCUCCUCAUUCGUCCAUCUUCUCCUCCUCUGCCGCCCACUCCUCUCCAACCUUUGCUGCCUCUCCUUCUGUGUUCUCCUCAUCAACCUCAUCUCCCUUGUCCUCUUCAUCUUCUCCGGAGCUUCGUCUGGUGUUGCUUGGGCGAUCUGGAUCAGGGAAGAGUGCAGCUGGCAACAACAUACUGGGGCAGGAGGAGUUUGAGUCGUAUCCAGACAGCCUCAAAGCCAUCACUCAGGAGUGCAUGAAAAAGAAGGCACUGGUUGAAGGAAGAAAGGUGGCAGUGGUGGAUACCCCCGACUGGUUCAGUUCAGAGUGCACUCCAGAGGAGGUGCGAGCUCAGAUCUCCUCUUGCGUUGCUUUGUCCAGUCCCGGCCCACACGCCUUCCUCAUGUGCGUCCCCAUAGACCAACCUGCAAAGACAGAGCUGCAGGCACUCAGAGCCCUGGAGGGUGUUUUUGGCCCAGAAGCAGUCCAGAAAUACACCAUGCUCCUCUUUACUUAUGCAGACCGACUGAAGGAAAGCGGGAAGGUGGGAAACGACAGCGUGGAGACAUACAUCGCCAGUCAGCGGGGGGAUUUGUUAAAGCUUGUAGAGAAAUGUGGGGACAGGUUUCAUGUGAUGGAAACCGGGAGACGUUGGAGGGAGAGGGGGAAUGUGGUGGAACUGCUAGAGAAGGUGGAACAGACGGUGAGGGAGGCUGGAGGACAUAGUUAUUCUUCUCCUGCUUUUCAGGAGGCAGAGAACAGAGUGAGGCAGAAACAGGUUGAGAUAGCAAGGGAGAGAAGAGGCAUAAAGAUGGAGCAAGAAAGAGCAGCUGUUGGACAGCUCAGCUCUGAAAGGCGGGUGCUCUAUUCCCACAUGCAGCCUGUGGCCGAAGCAAAAGAGGAAGUGAGAGAGGGUGAGAUUGAGAAAACAAGGGAUGAGGCAGAGAAUAGUGUCAAAACCAUGAAUAUUGAGAGCCUUCCUAAUGUUACGCUUUCUAGCAUAUCCCCUUCACUUCUUCAGUCCAUUAUGGAAAGAAUGGGGUCUAGUGCAAAGAUGGUACCCAGGCUGCUGGCAGAUGGCUCAGUGUGGGUUGGAGAGGGAGCAAAGAAGAUGAAAAAUAGUCCAGUGUGGGGCAGAGUCGGCAGUGGUGUUCAAGAUGUUCAGAAGAUGGUGGCUAAUAGUUCUGUGUGGGGGAAGGUGGGAGCCACUGCAGGACAAGUCUCCAAAGCAGUCGGUGACAGAGUUCCCAAGGUAGUGGUGGAUGGUUCUUCCUGGGUAGAAUCUGGAGUAAAAGCAGCGGCAGCGAGUCCAAUGUGGGAAAAGGUUGGUUCAGGGGCCAAAUCUGGGGCCAAACUAGUGGCAGACGGUUCCAAGCGUGUCGGAGCUGGGGUUGGAGCCGGGGCAAAGAAUUUGGCCCAGAGUCCUAUGUGGGGAAAAGUAGGUUCUGGGGCCAAAACUGGAGCUAAACUGGUGGCAGAAAAUUCAGUGAGAGUUGGAGCUGGAAUUGGUGCUGGUGCAAAGAAGGUGGCACAGAGUCCGGUGUGGGGAAAAGUGGGCUCUGGGGCAAAAGCCGGGGCCAAAAUAGUGGCUGAGAGUUCAGUGUGGGAGAAAAUUGGGACAACUGCUAAACAGGUGCCCAAAGUAGUGAUUGGGGGCGCACUGCUGGGUCUGGUGCUUGGCGUGUUUCUGGGGGGCGUGAUUGGCGGAGCUGUUGGGGCAGUGGCCGGAUCUGCAGUAACUGAGGUGGGCAGACAAAAAUUUGGCAACAAAGACACGUCAGAAAAGACCGAUGAAGCCGCACAAAAUGUUGACAGAGCAUUGAACAACAGUGUUGACGCAGUGGUCAAACAAGGAAAGAAAGUUUUGAAAACUGAAUGAAGGACUGAAUGGAGCCUGUAUUUAAGAAGUAUAACACGUAAAAACAUUUAUUUCUUGUGAAUUACUACUGUCUGGAUAUAAAUUCAAAAACAGCGGCAAACACUUUUAAAUCUUGGUGAUCUUUAAAACACAUGUGCUGCUUCUUUCAGAAUAAUUUGUUUCCUCCCACUUUUUGCAUGUGGCAUUUUAACAGUUGAUAAAUAAGGAUGAGUGUGACUUUUUUGAAAGGGUGACUAUUACCCACACAGAAUAAUGUUGAUAUUGGGUCUCUUCUAGCAAUAUUUACAAAAAUACAUUUCCACAUUUUGACAAAAUGAGUUAAAUAGAGCAAAUUCGAAGUAUUCAAAAGCUUGUCUUAUAUGCUGUUUGCAUUUGCAUGUCAAAUUCUGUAAGAAAAUAACAGAUUGCAAUGAUCAUUUUUAUUAGCCAUUGGUUUAUUUUUACUCUUCAUCUCUUAAUGUGAGCUGUAAAUUUAUUGAGAUCUCAUUCAGUAAGUUAUGCAUGUGCAGUUCAUCAAUCUCUUAACCUGUUCUCCUAAGACUGUAAUUUCUGAUGCUUUAUUAAAUAAUAUUCAUUUUAAAA